Molecule: messenger RNA, 3474 nt
Organism: Symbiodinium sp. CCMP2592
Lineage: Eukaryota; Dinophyceae; Suessiales; Symbiodiniaceae
Source: the annotation of a GenBank genome assembly
AUGGAGACGGUCGAGAGUUUGGUUCCCCCUCGUGACACAGGGGACAGUGAUCCGGAAUGGGAGAAGCCGGAUGAUGAUGUGGCUUUGGCCCGUGCUACCCUGGCACACAAUCUCUCUGCCCAUGAGGAUGAGACGGUGAAUUCCACCCUGACCUCCUUUACGACUUUGGAGGUGGAUGAAACUGCCUUGGACCUGCGGCUCCAGGAAAUGGAUGCGGCCAUGGCACGUUUGUUGACCAAGGGUAACGAGAAGGUGGUUGUUAAGGAGGAAAGUCAGCUGCCAAGCGACAUGGCUGCUGAGGCGGCCCACCAUGAGGACAGCCCAGCUGCAGCCAUGGACACGGACCCUGCCGGCUCCCACAUGGAGACCACUACCGAGAUGGACACCUCGGGCCCUGAGGUGCCAACCCCAGGUGACUUUGUCCCUGAGGGGGGUGCUUCGGAUGAGCCCAUGGGCAGUGGUGACUCGUCCAAGGCCAAGACAGUCUUCCGCAUCGAGGGCUUCCCGGAUGACUUCCCCGGCAUCGGCAAGAAGAGUGCAGAUCUGGCACAGCAGCUGACCAAGGAGGAGAUCGUCUACCAGAUCUACAAGAGACAGCUCGCCCAGGAAAAGAUGCUCGCAGCCCCCUACAAUCGUGCUCGCAGGGGAGUGGGCCACAGCAGCAUGGGAAAGCUGGACCCUGGCAGCACAGGUGCGACCCUCAUGUGCCCCAACUGCUUUGCAGACUGGCAGGGACAGGACAACAAGGUCGAGGGGAAGUGCAAGCUCUGCCAAAAGACGGUCAUUGCGGUGGACAAGGGCCCUCCCUCUGCAGAGAUCAAGCUGGGCUCGGCUUCCUGGCUCAUGUUUUGUGGCCCCCAGGGUGUGACCUGGCACACGGAUGCCGACGAGGCCCAGAAGGCAGCUGCCUCCGUGGACAUUGGCUCCUGGGCCCAGCCCCCGCCCAGACCUACGGAUCAGAAGGAGCUCAGCUUUGCCCACCAGGUGCCUAUGGCCCUGAGGCUUAGCUUGGCUCACACGGUGGCGACCCAACCCUUCGACGAGGUGCAGUUUUCGGACAAGGACGCUGGUGAUCGCCCGCACCUUCGGGAAGACUGGCAGCCGAGCCAGGAGACCAGGGCCUUCCACGCCCAGCUGGCGGCGGCGAUGGAGAUCACGAAGAAGAGCUCGGGCCCGGUGGAUAAGGACAGCAAGAAGCUCACGGAGGAGCAGUUUCUGGAUCACAUCAACCCUCAGCUGGACGUGAUCGUUGAGAUGCAGGCGGGCGCGCAGAGCGUCGAGGAGGCAAAGGGCGCGUCAAUCCUCCGCCAGUUGGACACAGAGAAGUUGCGCUCCCUCCUCAAGCGAGGCCAAGGCAACAAGCGCAUGCAGGAGGAGGGAGCCCAGCGCUCCAAGCUCCUCAGGCCUGUGGCCGACUCCAUUGAUACCUGGGGUACUCAGCUGCGCGCGGCCCUGGAGAUGAACGUGUUCAAUCCGGAUAGCCCGCUCGAGGCCAUGAAAGACCGGUACAUGACACGAAGCGGGGGGCUGUCUUCAACAGGUGCCUUUGGCCCUGAGGAGCAGUCCCCUGAAACACUUCUGGGAGUGGCCGUUGGUUCGGUUGAGUUUCAGAUCAUGAAGGUGCAAGGACCGCUCGAUGCCCCGACGUGGGCAAAGCCUCUCCCUGCAGGGGAAAAGCUCCUGUUGGAGAUGAGGACACAUCCCUGCUCCUUCAAGCAGCCAUUCUUCGAGCCGAUUGCCCUGACCAAAGAGGAGAUUGACGCACAGGUGGCAAUGGGCACGAGGCCCCCCCUGGACAAGAUCAUCGGACCCUUCCAUGCCGAGGGGGAUGGUGGCACCCACUGGCAAAAGGAGGUGCAGACGUGGGACCUGGUGAGCCUCUUCUCCUGCUUCGGCCACACCUACUCGGCCAGACACCUGUAUGCGGUGUGGAGCCACCUGCCGAUCACGAUCCAGCCCCACACGCGGGGGGCCAAGAACAAACAGCAGAACCUGCAACGUCGAGAUGACCAUCGUAUGCUGAUGAAGGAGGCCAAAGAGUUCGUGAUUCUGCACGACCUUCCGGUCCCUACGACAAACCAGGAGUGGAAGCAGCUCUAUCGCGAAAUGGGAUCCAUUUUCGCCGCCAAGGUCUUCAUAAACCGCACGCCGCAGGUGGUUUUGGACCUCCCGGUUGCAGACAUCCACGACUCCAAGCAGCACAUGCGACUGCGAGCCGUAUGUGAUGAACGGAUCACCCUGCCCCUGAAAACCUUCAGGGAUUUCCCGGAGAUCUAUAACUCGCUCUCCCACUCUCUGGGCCAGGAGUCGAUGGUGGAGGCAAAGAUGGCGUGGCGCUGCAACACCGUGCAGUGGUGGACAGCCCGCCUCAAGCCCGAGUACGCCGGCCCCAUCUACCGCAAGCUUGGCUACUCGGAGAGCCACAUCCAAGGCCUUGGAUUGGGGGACAGGGACACCUCAGCUGCCUUUGGCGCUGAAAGGAUCCUCCUGGACCCCGAGUCAGAGCAGGAGCGCGCCCUCCCGCCCAUCACCCCGAACAACGUCUCGAGCGUGGCCUCGGACGACUACAAGAAGAAGAACGUGGGGGAUAAGACGGCCCAUGUGUUCUGGGCCAAGAUGGAGUGUGGCCUGGUCCUCAGCUCCGUUUCCCCGUGGGAGAUUGUCGACAAGAAGAAGGGUGAGACCCGUGGGGGCUACGUUUGCCGCCGCUGCAAAGGAUUCUGGCGAAGUGGCAGAGGUGCCAGCCGGUUCUUGUUGAUCACGGGGGGAGCACAGAGGGAAGAGAGCACGAAGGGCGAUGGAUCCCGCAUUACCUUUCAACAUCUCUCCGCGUUGAAGGAAGUCUUGGAUGUGUCCCCGAGCGAAGCUCUUGGGCCGGCAGAGGUCGCGGAGGCGAGACAUCAGGCGAAGCUUGAACCUGUGGAGGUCAGCGUCGAGUCCAGCGAGCCGGAAGGGCGCUUGGCCUUCGGAGGCCUGGUAUCCCUGCGGCAAUCUGAGCUGCGCCUCUUCCUUGCAGAGGAGCUGGAGCGGUCUGAGGACAUGAAUGCCCUUUGCUUGGCCAUGCUCUGUGUGGCAAACUUUGCAGCGUACGAGCGGAAAGUCCUGGCGGAUGAGAAGGGUGGCCAGAAGCUGGGGAAGUAUCUGCCGCUGGAGGACAUGGCUCGUCUUCUUCGGGGAGUCGUGAGAACGCUGAAGUCUAUCCCCAGCUUUGAUGACGACAAUGUGGCCAACACAAUGACCCUUCAUGCACUUCGCUUCUUCUGCAAUCUCUUGGCCUUUGAAGUCGAUUUCAUCACAGCCGAGCUACAGCAUCUGAAUGUGCUAGAAGAGGUGGGCAAGCUCUUCGACCAUUGGUUCAAGGACGAGGACAAGAUUGAAGAUGACAAGCUGUUCCUUCAAACGCUCCAGAGCUUUAUCCUGCUCCUGAGGUGGGAGAUGAGAGGUCGCACACAAGCUAUAAGUCAUUCAUUGUAG